AUGUGCCAUAAGAACAUUUUUACCUACGUUUACCCUGACGGGCACAGUGCUGAGCAGAUCAAGCACGACUUAUGCGCCAACUCGCGCCACGGCCUACCAUGCAAGCUCACCAAGACGUUCCAGCACCCAACUGAAUAUGUCCGAUCCGGUCAAUUAAGCCCGCCAGGAUACAACUUUGGCCAAUUACCGCCCACUCCGCCACUCUCGUCUCACUCCGCUUCUGACUCGGAGCACUCUUCCAAAGGGCGAUCGGGUGUCUACAUCAAUGGCGAAAAGGUCAUCGAUCUUAACAGGCGCCCGUCGCGACGCGACAAGGGUGAGCGCGUCGGUGACCAUACAGUCUACGUUGACAGCCCACCGCUAUCGCGCACACCACCCCGCAAAUACGACAUACCGCGCAGCAUGCCUUCUAGCCCCCGCGAAGAGACUAUCCGCGUGCGCGAGUCACGACACCGCGAAACGAGCCCAGACGAGCGCGAAAGGUCUACUUCAUCACGCAGAAGACCCUCUAUCGAAGUCAAGAUAGUCAAUGAACCGCGACACCGGCGAAACGGGUCUAGCAAGUCGAGUUCGCAGGAUGGUGAUGAGGAGGAGCGUCGCCGAAAGCGUAGGAACAGUCAUGUUCGAUUCGAGGACGAGGAAAAGAAAGAAGAGAAGAAGAAGGAUGAGAAGAAAAAGAAAGUCCAAUCCGAAAUUGAACGCGCGAAUGAGGAUAUCGCCAACCGGCCUCCUAUCCCGACUACAACAGUACCAGCCAACACACGAUACCGCCGGGGCUCAGUAGCCGUUGAUCCCAACGAUGCGGCGCUUGUACUUGCGAUGGACCAGAUAAGCUUGGAGCGCGAACGAAAGGCCAAUUUAAACCGCGAGAGGCAGCGGCGCGAGAAGCGUGAGCGCGAUGAAGAAGAGGCGCAGAGGCGGCGACUGAAAGACCGCAUGGCUCCCAGUCGCCGGGCUACCGUCAGCGACGCCCGAAGCCUGGGGCGAGCUCGACAGAAGAUAGUUUACGAUGAUGGAAGAUACAGCUGGGAGUAA
Daldinia childiae is the source of this 1035-nucleotide messenger RNA. RefSeq lists its product as uncharacterized. Lineage: Eukaryota; Fungi; Ascomycota; Sordariomycetes; Xylariales; Hypoxylaceae. The record is from RefSeq and is a predicted model, not a curated record. The transcript has a single exon. The coding region runs from base 1 to 1035 and encodes 344 amino acids.